AAAUACACACUUUGAGCACCGAUAUAAGAGCUUCCGUCGCCGUCGUCAGCUCACAGUAUCGCAUUCAGCUCUCACGGCUGUUGUCAUAGAGAUCUAGGAGCAGGUACUUCAUCAUCAGCGAGAUUUACAGUGUCAGCGAACUGCGAAGCAUGGGGGUGACGCAAGCUAUGAAGUAUGCUGCACCGUUGCUGAUUUUACUCGUCGUCGUCUGCUGUGAGGGAGAGCAUGGUUACAGCCGUGGUGGUUAUGGCCGUGGUGAUUAUGGCCGUGGUUACAGCAGUGGUGGUUAUGGCCGUGGUUACAGCCGUGGUGGUUAUGGCCGUGGUCAUCCGCAGGGAUAUACCGGUAGCUACAGGUCACACUACCAUGCGUCGUCAUAUCCACGAUACUCGCAUGAGCAACCGAAUUACCGCGUCGUGUCGUACACCCGGCCGAGCAGGGUACACGUCUCACCCACCUACGUGCAUGUGGCCGCACCUCGCCACGACUACAGCGGAGGCUACGGAAACUACAACGACUAUGGCUCUGGCAAGGGCGACAGCCAUGGCUACGGCAAGGGCGACAGCCAUGGCCACGGCAAGGGCUACGGCCAUAAACGUCAACACUUUACCCACAUCAGACAUGGUCUCGAUCAUCUUUGGCACCUUGGCCACAAAAAGAUAGGAUACAAGGGUCAUCACUAGAUGUCACCACGGUGCAAAGCCGCUGCUUUUGGUCUGGCUUUAUUCACUGUUGAUUGGUAUGGGGUAAGGGAGAGCAUCGCUCCGAAUUUGAACUUUGGUGUUUCCAGGAGUGAAUAAAAACACAUUUAUUUAUUCAAUCGUGUCUCAAAUAGCGAAUUCUCAUAGUUAGUUCUUACGUAUGAAAUUGUUAACACGCUUUAUUACCAUUUUUAUAUAAUGUUGUUUGCGUGCAUUGUAAUAUAACCAUGAGCUUAAUCAUUUUGAUACUACCUACUAGAAUAGAUUAUUUAGUCUACCGUCAUGCGUUCAUGGAAUAACUAUUGAAAAAAGUUUUAUGAAGCGUUUGCCUAGGAAAGAGUUAAUGUUCUUAACGAUUAAUAUAACAUAAUGAUAUAAUCUGGUGUGAAUAAAAUCAGGUUAAAAAUAAAAUAAAAUAAAUUCGCUCCUGAUAUAAUAGAGAGUGACUGUAGGCUUUACGCGCGUUUCUCCUACUGCUGCUGCUAGCUGCUGCUUUGUUUGAUAACUAUAGUAACGUAACGUGUUGGGCUGAUCGAGGGCCGCAACGCCUCGACUGCCUGCGGGUGAAAAGGGAAAUUUAGCCAUAAUGGCUGACUAAUUCGUGUUUAGCAAUGUAGGUAAUUCUGCUCAGUGUGCUGCGCGCUGCGAAGUUGUUGUUUUUUACGGUUGUUAUGACUACAGGCUAUUGAUUUUAUGUUAUUGUUAUGAUAUAUUUAUAAUAAAUUGUAAUGAAUAUUUAUUGCUUUA
Molecule: messenger RNA, 1448 nt
Organism: Priapulus caudatus
Lineage: Eukaryota; Metazoa; Priapulida; Priapulimorpha; Priapulimorphida; Priapulidae
Product: chorion protein S15-like
Exons: 3
Coding region: 150-683 (177 amino acids)
Source: RefSeq, a predicted model, not a curated record